Messenger RNA from Chondrus crispus (carragheen), 639 nucleotides. RefSeq lists its product as hypothetical. The coding region runs from base 1 to 639 and encodes 212 amino acids. NCBI's taxonomy places the organism in Eukaryota, Rhodophyta, Florideophyceae, Gigartinales, Gigartinaceae. The record is from RefSeq and is a predicted model, not a curated record. The transcript has a single exon. Gene Ontology annotation, cellular component: mitochondrion.
AUGGCGUGGCGAGACGCUUUCACACGAGUCGAGCCCGGCUCUCCUCGCCCGGCCCCGCCAGAGUCGCUCAGAACGUGGACCUCUCAAACCACGUACGGGCUGCUGGGCGGGAUGGUCUUCGGCGGCUACCGCGGCCUACUCCAAGCGCGCACUUCCACGCCCUCGCCCACCCCCACCACGUCCGCGCGGCACCGUCUGGCCGUGUUCUUCGUCCGCGAAAGCAUCCUCACCGGCGCUCGCGUCGGUCUCUUCGCGUCGGUCUUCUCCGCCGUCUCGCUCGCCGCGCACGCCUCGUACGGCGACACCACCCCGGGCACCUUCGCGGCCGCCGGCGCGCUGACCUGUGGCUUGUUCGGCAGCGCCGCAGCGGGACGCGUCGCUGUGCCGGCCGCGGCUGGUUUCGGUGCAGUAGCCGCCGGCGCGCUGGGCGUCGCACAGGCGAGUCUGGAGGACGCGUAUCAAAUUAAGGCUGGGGAGGCUCAAGGGGAAGACCUAGUAGAGACGGCGCAGGAGGGGGAGGAGCAGGGGUCCGUCGCCAUCGUUAUUAACAGACUGGAGGAGAGUUUGAAAGCGCACCCCGUAGCGAUGGCGAGGCGAGAGAAGGGAGGAAAUACGGCAGGUGACGAUGGUCUGGCUUGA